Molecule: messenger RNA, 927 nt
Organism: Guillardia theta CCMP2712
Lineage: Eukaryota; Cryptophyceae; Pyrenomonadales; Geminigeraceae
Exons: 11
Coding region: 1-927 (308 amino acids)
Molecular function (GO): zinc ion binding
Source: RefSeq, a predicted model, not a curated record
AUGGGGCGAGAUAAGAUGAUUGCGCUGGAUGCUGACGGCAAUCUCUUCUUCACCGGCAAGUUGGGCAACAACGACAAGGAAUGUCGCUUCAAGAAGAUGCGAGCAGUCGUGGCCGCAAGUCAGCAGCCGGCAUGUGCUCGUGACAUCUCCCUCAGGGCUGAAGUUGCGGUGCUGCUGGAUGGAGAAGGUCGGAUCUGGGAAGGAGGAGUAGCAAGGGAGAGCAAGAUCCUAUCGCUCUCGUUGUCAACGAUCUCAGGGGAUGAUGCCAAGUUCUCGUCGCUGAGCUGCGGUCGAUUUCAUUCCCUGGCCCUCUCCAACGGCUCUCAAGUUUUCUCGUGGGGAUCGUUUGCUCGAGGGGAGCUGAACGCGGAUAUGAGCUUGGGGUUCCUGCAGAGCAGAAUGUUGGAUGUCAUCUCCCUGCCUGCGUUGGGGGCGACGAAACAUACGGGGGUUGUUUGUAUAAACUGCAAGAGCGACAACAUAUCAGGCGUCCGGUACAUCUCGAUCGCGAGGGACGCGGACAAGAGGAGUAUGCAGAGCCUGUGCGCGAGGUGUGUGGAGAGGGACAACAUGUUGAAGAGCGAGGUCGCUCUUGAUAUGUUCAACCACCAACAGGUCCUCCUCGCCUGUCACCGCAAACUCCCGCCGCACUUCCGACCAUCUAUUGCAAAUAUCGACCUGACGACAGGACAAACUCACCAUGGAACGGGCUGCGACAGCUGCAGUGAAAAUCCGAUCGCCGGGAUCCGGUACAAGUGCUGCAACUGCGACCAGUACAACCUCUAUGCGUCGAGGAUGAACCUCGUGGCAAGCUGCUUCCUCUGGUGGCUUGUCUUGCACGUUGCGGUCAAUCAUCGGCUAACAAGUAUGCAGAUCUACCCUCAGAUCACGAUUGACAUCUUUGCGAGGAACAAGAACGGUGACUGA